ACUAACGAAAGAUCUACAAAUAGCGAUACAUAUAUGUCAUACUUCCUCCUCACAUCUAAUAAUAAGAAUCAGUAGCUUUCACUGCUAAUCUCUCUCUUUUACAGAUACUAAAACAAAAACAAAAAACAAUAAAGAACAAGAAGAGUGAAUAACAUAACUAAACUCCAUAAUAGUGUGAUGAGGAUUUAUCAACCGACCCUAUUAACGUUCGCCACCACCGUGAUCUUACUCUGCAUCUCCGCAACCGCCGCUCCUGGUGGGUCCCGGCAACUUCUUUAUUCCCGAGACGACCCUAUAACCAUACCUCCGUACUUGGUCUUCGAAAACGCACGGCUCGAGAGAGCUUACGUGGCGUUACAAGCGUGGAAACGGGCAAUCAUCUCCGACCCGUGGAAUCUAACGGCGAACUGGUUCGGAUCCCGUGUGUGCGACUACAACGGAGUAGUAUGCUCCUCAUCCCUCGAUGACCCUUCGAUCAAAACCGUCUCCGGCGUCGAUCUAAACCAUGGAGAUAUCGCCGGUCACCUCCCCGAAGAGCUUGGCCUCCUCACUGACAUUGCUCUGUUUCACGUCAACUCGAACCGGUUCUGUGGGACCCUCCCACUCGGGUUUUCGCAGCUGAGUCUCCUUUUCGAACUCGAUCUCAGCAAUAACCGGUUCGCUGGUAAAUUCCCCGAAUUGGUUAUUGGUUUACCGAAACUAAAGUAUCUCGAUCUCCGGUACAACGAGUUAGAAGGGGAAUUGCCAGAAUCUCUGUUCGACAAAGAUCUAGACGCUUUGUUCCUGAACAGUAACCGGUUCGUUAGUAAAAUCCCGGUUAACAUGGGGAAUUCCCCGGUAUCCGUUUUAGUUCUGGCGUCAAACCGGUUCGAAGGAUGUAUACCGACGAGUUUCGGUAAAAUGGGUAAGACUCUGAACGAGAUCAUCCUGAUGGAUAACGGUUUACAAUCGUGUCUACCAAACGACAUGGGUUUGCUUCGAAACGUCACCGUUUUGGACGUUAGUUACAACUGGCUGGUCGGAGAGUUGCCGGAGUCGAUGGGGCAGAUGGAGAAGCUGGAGGUGUUAAACGUAGAGCGUAACAUGCUUUCCGGUGUAAUUCCGGAAGAGCUUUGCUCGCUCAAGAAUCUUAAAGAAUUCAGAUUUGGGUCUAACUAUUUCACUGGAGAGCCAUCGACGUGUUGUAAUCUGGAGAGUUAUAACAGUACGAUGAAUUGUCUCAAGGAUGAGAAGGACCAGAGAUCGACGAUGGAAUGUAAACUGUUUUUGUCGAAACCUGUAGAUUGUGACUCCUUCAAGUGUAAUCCCGUCACAGCGUGUGUUUCUCCAUCUACUCCUCCGCCGCAAAUAUCACCAUCUUCGCCAUCUCCAGUGGCGUCUCCAAUUUCACCAUCACCGUCGCCUCCGGCCAGACCAUGUCCGCCGAUAUACCCACCGCCUCCACCGCCACCGGAAUCUUCUCCAUAUGCUCAACAACCGGCGGUUGAGAUUCCUCGAAAUUCUCCCUCGCAGUCGCCGAUGAACUGAUCAAUCAUUGUGUAGAAACUAGAAAGCGCAUGUGUUGAAAUGAGAUUUUUUUUAUAGCGUGAUGAUAUAUAUAUAUAUAUAUAUAUCAGGGUUUUGUAGUUGGAACCGAGAAGGCUACAAGUGGAGACAGCAAGCUGGAAAAUCUUUAGAACACAAAGUGUAAGAGGACUUGUCUCUUUUCUGGAUUUACAUGUG
Messenger RNA from Eutrema salsugineum, 1722 nucleotides. RefSeq names its product leucine-rich repeat extensin-like protein 7. Lineage: Eukaryota; Viridiplantae; Streptophyta; Magnoliopsida; Brassicales; Brassicaceae. The coding region runs from base 178 to 1527 and encodes 449 amino acids. The transcript has a single exon. Gene Ontology annotation, molecular function: protein binding. The record is from RefSeq and is a predicted model, not a curated record.